Notechis scutatus (mainland tiger snake) is the source of this 2531-nucleotide messenger RNA. Lineage: Eukaryota; Metazoa; Chordata; Lepidosauria; Squamata; Elapidae. The record is from RefSeq and is a predicted model, not a curated record.
CGGUGACGUGUCUUGCGUUCCAGCUGCCCGGCCCGGCGCGGCUCUUUGCCGGCCUGGGUUUGGCGUGUCGGGUGGUGGUGGUGGGGAGAGAGAGAGAGAGAGAGAGAGAGAAGAAAGGGCGACGGCGAGAAAGGCGGAGUGUCACCGGAAGGCGCCUGUUCAACAACCUCGGCUGCCCGCCGCUUUGGAAGGGGAAAAGCCCGCCCGCCUUGAGCCAUGUUCAACGUCGAGAGCCUGGAGCGGGCCGAGCUCGGGGAGAGCUUGCUCACUUGGAUCCAGACAUUUAAUAUUGAAGCACCAUGCCAGACUGUAGAAGAUUUAACGAAUGGAGUUGUGAUGGCUCAAGUACUUCAAAAGAUAGAUCCAACAUAUUUUGAUGAAAAUUGGCUAAAUAGAAUAAAAAGAGAAGUAGGAGACAAUUGGAGAUUGAAGGUGAGCAAUCUGAAGAAAAUUUUAAAAGGAAUUUUGGACUACAACCAUGAAAUUUUGGGGCAACAGAUUAAUGAUUUUAUCCUUCCUGAUGUUAACUUGAUUGGGGAGCACUCUGAUGCAGCAGAACUUGGAAGAAUGCUUCAGCUUAUUUUAGGCUGUGCUGUAAACUGUGAACAAAAACAAGAGUAUAUUCAAACCAUCAUGAUGAUGGAGGAAUCUGUUCAACAUGUGGUUAUGACAGCCAUUCAGGAGUUGAUGAGUAAAGAGUCUCCAGUCACUGCUGGAAAUGAUGGUUACGUUGAUCUUGACCGUCAGUUGAAGAAAACAACGGAAGAAUUAAACGAAGCCUUAGCAACCAAAGAAGAAAUUGCUCAGAGAUGCCAUGAACUGGAUAUGCAAGUUGCCGCAUUGCAGGAAGAGAAAAGUAGUUUGUUAGCAGAGAACCAGGUCUUAAUGGAACGCUUAAAUCAGUCUGAUUCCAUAGAAGACCCAAACAGUCCAGCAGGACGUAGACAUCUACAGCUCCAGACACAGUUGGAACAGCUCCAAGAGGAAACCUUCCGAUUAGAAGCAGCAAAAGAUGAUUAUAGAAUUCGUUGCGAAGAGUUAGAAAAGGAAAUUGUAGACUUACGGCAACAAAAUGAAGAAUUAACAAAUCUGGCUGAAGAAGCUCAAUCUCUGAAAGAUGAGAUGGAUGUAUUAAGGCACAAUUCUGACAAAGUAACCAAGUUGGAAAGCCAAGUACAUUCAUACAAAAAGAAACUAGAAGAUCUUGGAGAUCUUCGGAGGCAAGUAAAACUUUUGGAAGAGAAAAACACAAUGUACAUGCAAAACACGGUGAGCUUGGAAGAAGAACUGAGGAAAGCCAAUUCAGCUCGUAGCCAAUUGGAAACAUAUAAGAGGCAGGUGGUUGAACUUCAAAACAGAUUGUCUGAAGAAUCCAAAAAAGCAGACAAGCUAGAAUUUGAGUAUAAGAUGCUGAAAGAAAAAGUAGAUAGUUUCCAAAAAGAAAAAGAUCGGCUAAGGACAGAAAGAGAUUCUUUAAAGGAAACAAUUGAAGAGAUCCAUUGUAUAAAAGCACAAGAAGGACAACUAACUACUUCAGGAUUAUUACCUUUGGAAGGUCAAGAAUCUUCUGACAGUUUGGCAACAGAAAUUAUUACUCCAGAAAUAAAGGAAAAGCUUAUUCGCCUUCAACAUGAAAAUAAAGUGCUAAAACUUAACCAGGAGGGGUCUGACAAUGAGAGGAUUGCUUUGCUACAGAGUCUCUUGGAUGAUGCCAAUCUGAGAACGAAUGAAUUAGAAACAGAGAACAGGCUUGUAAACCAGAGAUUGAUUGAAGUGCAAUCUCAGGCUGAAGAAUUACAGAAGUCUUUGCAGGAGCAAGGAUCAAAAGCUGAAGAUGCUAUUUCAGUCAUUCUGAAAAAGAAACUUGAUGAGCAUCUAGUAAAGCUGCAUGAAGCUAAUAAUGAGCUUCAGAAGAAACGGGAAAUCAUUGAAGAUUUAGAACCCCGUUAUAACAAUAGUUCACUCAAAAUAGAAGAAUUGCAAGGAGCUUUGUGUAAAAAAGAAGACGAAAUGAAGAUAAUGGAAGAACGAUACAAAAAAUAUUUGGAAAAAGCUAAAAGUGUCAUCCGUACCUUAGAUCCCAAACAGAACCAAGGUUCAGCACCUGAAAUUCAGGCACUGAACAAUCAACUACAGGAACGUGAGAGGAUGUUCCGUUCCUUAGAGAAAGAAUAUGAAAAGACAAAGAGUCAAAGAGAAAUGGAGGAGAGAUACAUUGUCAGUGCCUGGUACAAUAUGGGGAUGACUCUUCAUAAAAAAGCAGUAGAAGACAGACUUGCUAGUACUGGUUCAGGACAGUCUUUCCUAGCUAGGCAAAGGCAAGCCACCAGCACAAGGAGAGCUUAUUCAGGCCAUGUCCAGCCAGCCACAGCAAGGUAGAGAGAGUCCUUGCCUUGCCUUUUGACUGGAAGCCAUCCUGGAAUCAAGACCUACUUCUGUUAUAAGUGACUGUAUUUCAGGAAAACUUAGCCAGCACUCUUUCAGUAUUGUCUCUUCAUGUCUCAUUUCCAGAAGAGAACUUUUCUUUUUAA